AUGUAAGUAUUUUCAUUAUAAAAUGAAUUGCAGCUGAAAUUGCAUCGCACGAAUCGGUAAAGCCUAAAUCGAUUUUAUCAAUGUUCGAAAAUUCCUCUUUAUUCGAAAUUGUCGUGAAUAUGUACAUAUUUGAUUUUGAUAUCGUGGUGGUUUAAUGCUCACAUAGUUUUAUUCAGCGCGUGUCAACUUUUGUGAUAAGGUUCAAACUGUUUUUUUUUUUAUCGAACUUCCCAAUGAUAGAAGUGUUUUUGUAGAUUUUGUUUCAUCGGUCGUUGCGUCGGCCGUACUUUAAUUCUAUUAAACGUGAUUCGGUGGCAGUAAAUGCUGUUGCAUUCUACAAUAAAAUCAUUUAGGACGCAUAAUCAAAUGCAUGAACUCUAUUUUGAACAGAAAUUUAUUGAAAAUGAUAAGCUCGAUCAUGUAAUAAUUUUUUUUUAUUAGUAUAGAUUUUAAUUUUAAAAAAUUGCAAUCUUAUCGAUUGAUGUUAUGGGAAUUAAAAAAACAAAAUUGACUAGAUGAAAAUUAUUGCCUAUGUUCAGAUACCCAUAUGAAAUAUAAACAGAUAUUUUGAACGUACCCAUUUUUUGAAUGUAUUCAUUGUUUUGGUGUAAUGUUUUCGUUUUAACUAGUGACUUGACAAUCAGUGACAGUUGUUCGCCAUUUUCCCAACACCAAAUAUUCGGAGCGAACCAUACAAGACAAAACGUUUACCUUGUUUACUACGCAUAGCAAAACGGAAUAUUCAGUAAUAGCAUAGUGUUUUUUUUAUUUUUGUCGUUGAAAUAUUGUUAAUGUAUACAUGAUAAACUAUUAGAAAGUGAAAUUCACUGGGAACAAAGGGAAUAAUGUCGUUUUCGUCGACACCUCGUGUGCCUGUGUCACAAUUACUUAGCGAUGCAGCCAGCAAUGAUGAAGAGCCAAAGAAAAAGUCCAGAGAAGAUUGGCGCAAAGCAAAAGAACUAGAGGAAGCACGUAAAGCUGGAACAGAACCGGCCGCCGUCGAUGAAGAGGGUCGAGAUAUUAAUCCACACAUUCCACAAUACAUUUCAAAUGCGCCAUGGUACUACAAUGCGGCAGGACCAACACUGAAACAUCAACGGCCACAAGAUGAACAAGAUAAAGGUGUAUCCGGUAUAAAUGAAUGGUACCAUCGUGGUGUGAAUACGAGCCAAGUAAUUACGAAAUUCCGAAAAGGAGCUUGUGAGAAUUGUGGUGCGAUGACACACAAGAAAAAGGAUUGCUUCGAAAAGCCACGUAAAAUCGGUGCUAAAUACACUGGCAAAGUGGUUGCUCAUGAUGAAUUCGUUCAACCGAAUAUCGUAACGGACUAUGAUGGAAAACGUGAUAGAUGGUCAGGCUAUGAUCCGGCAGCUCAUCGUGAAAUUAUCGAAGAAUACCAAAAAGUCGAAGAAGCGAAGCAGAAACUUAAGGCCGAAAAACUAAAAGAUCAAGGAAAUGCCGAGCCUGGAAGCGUUGACGAUAACGAUGACGAUGAAGAAGAAGAUGGUGAUAAGUAUGCGGAUGGAGCAGACAUGCCUGGCACUAAAGUCGAUUCCAAACAACGGAUCACCGUCAGAAAUCUACGUAUUCGUGAAGAUACCGCCAAAUAUUUGCGAAAUUUGGAUCCAAAUUCAGCGUACUACGAUCCAAAAACCAGAUCUAUGCGUGAUAAUCCAAAUCCACAAAAAGAUCCCACUGAACUUGAAUUUUCUGGUGAGAAUUUCGUGCGAUAUAGUGGCGAUACGAAUAAGCAUGCUACGGCACAGCUUUUUGCAUGGGAAGCACAUGGCAAAGGUGUCGAUGUCCAUUUGCUGGCUGAACCAACCAAAUUGGAAAUGCUCCAGCAAGAAUAUGAAAAGAAAAAAGAAGAGUUUAAAUCGAAAACAAAAGACACUGUUCUCAGUAAAUAUGGUGGUGAAGAACAUCUACAAGCGCCGCCCAAAUCACUUUUACUCGCUCAGACCGAAGAAUACGUUGAAUAUUCGCGAACGGGCAAAGUGUUAAAAGGCAAUGAGAAACAAACCAAUCGUAGUCGAUAUGAAGAAGAUGUUUACAUCAAUAAUCACACGAGCGUAUGGGGCUCGUUUUGGUGUGAAGGUGCUUGGGGCUAUAAAUGUUGCCAUUCAUACGUCAAAAAUUCAUAUUGUGUAGGCGAAAACGGAAAACAAACUGCAAAACCGUCAAUGUCAAUGUCAACAUCAACAUCAACUGCAUACGAUCACAUCGGACGUAGAUCAGCUGACGAUUCCGACGAAAAUCAUGAACAAGAAUCGAAAGAACCAGAAGAAGAACACAGCGACUCAUCACAGUCAUGCGAAAGUGUUGAAGAACGCAAAUCCAAAAAGAAAAAGAAGAAAAACAAAAAGAAGAAGAAAAAAUCAAGAAACAAGGAAAAAGAAAAAUCAGAAUUAGAAAUGGCAUUGGAAGCCGAGGAUAGAAACAAUUCGGAAGCAAGUCGACUAUUGCAAAUGGAUGAACGAAAACGACCAUUUAAUAGUAUGUACGAAGUGAAAAAACCAUCCGAGGAAGAGGUCGAAGCAUAUCUCAUGAAACGACGACGCGAUGAAGAUCCAAUGAUAGCAUUUAUGGAUAAAUAAACUGUCAAUCUAGUUUUAAUGAUAACACUUUUUAUGGCUAAGUUUGAAUGAAUUUUAGAUAAAAUUCUGAUUAAAACUGUUUUGAAAUGUUCAAAGUGUGG
Sitodiplosis mosellana (orange wheat blossom midge) is the source of this 2698-nucleotide messenger RNA. It is a transcript of the gene Slu7, whose product is annotated as pre-mRNA-splicing factor Slu7. The coding region runs from base 846 to 2597 and encodes 583 amino acids. Gene Ontology annotation, cellular component: spliceosomal complex. The transcript has a single exon. NCBI's taxonomy places the organism in Eukaryota, Metazoa, Arthropoda, Insecta, Diptera, Cecidomyiidae. The record is from RefSeq and is a predicted model, not a curated record. Gene Ontology annotation, biological process: mRNA splicing, via spliceosome. Gene Ontology annotation, molecular function: pre-mRNA 3'-splice site binding.